Molecule: messenger RNA, 2789 nt
Organism: Histoplasma capsulatum G186AR
Lineage: Eukaryota; Fungi; Ascomycota; Eurotiomycetes; Onygenales; Ajellomycetaceae
Exons: 4
Coding region: 143-2380 (745 amino acids)
Source: RefSeq, a predicted model, not a curated record
GCAGUCCACCCCAAACCUCAAUCAAUUCUCUGUUUCUUGCAUCUGCUUCUGCUUCUGCUUCUCUGCUUCCUCUUUUCUCUAUACAAUGCCACCCAAAAAGAUGUCGCUGGAAUCAGCGCUCGACGAGGAACGGCGUGAGAUCAUGGAUAUCCUCGAGGGCCGCAUCAAUCGUUCCCAGCAGUCCCAUUCCAGAGCUCGCCAUUCUAGCCCUUCCCGCCCAAUCAGAAGCAUGCUGGAUGUUGCUCCUGACCCGGCUCUACAAAAGCACAACUCCGCCGCUGGCCCCGGUGCUGGUGUUGGCGCCACCUCUUCCUCCAGUCGAUCAGUCCCUCCAGUUCGCAGCUUGCUCGAUCCUAUCUCACCUUCACCUCUCCGUUUGACCCACAGCGCAGAGCCGCAACCUACACAAUUUGAGCAUGCCGCAUCUUCUCCCCCUCCCCCCUUGUCCCCUCUGCAGCCCCUAUCUCCCAAAUCCCCAAUAUCAUCCACACGUAAGGAGCUCCAUGCUCGUCAUUCUUCAGAUCCAGCUGGUCACAUUGGUCCCUUGCCGGAGCCAACCAGGAGGAAACAGGCCAUUGAAAAAUACCAAUUUGAAAUGCUGCCCAGCAUUCCAAGCCUGGCCCGCCCAAAACGGGUGUCACAGGGCGGAAAGAAAACCGCCAACCACGCGACCAAUGCCACACACACCAACUCCAUGGCUGCAGUCAUGUCCGGACAGGAGCUGAGUAGUUUGCCUGGAUUCACAAGAGGGCGGGAUACAAUGCGGCACGGCGGGACUGCGGGGGUGUCUGCUCGCCAUUCCAAGUCGCCUUCCUCCCGUCUAGCGCGAUCCCGCUCUCCAGGCGGAGGCCUGCUCAAUACAAACUCGUUUAACCCAAAACCAGUUCCGGGAACGUUUGUCACGGAUACCGGCAAAGUCAUUCAUCUAGAUCACGCAUAUCGACAAUUGUCCAACGCGGCGCUGUCAAGGUCUGGGGGGACGUUAUCUAAGUUCCAGAAAUCGUCUACGAGUCGAGAGCGCGGGGAGGAUGCUGUCUCGGAAUCGGGUGACAGUCGGCUCCAAGAAGACUACUACUCUGGCGAGGAGACUUUUAGUGGAGAGAAUAGCAGUGAUGAGGAGAAUGAUUAUUCGAGCUCGGCAGAGGAAGAUUGGAGCGCUGAAAUCCAACGUGGACGACGACGCAGCAGGAAGAAAUCCGAUUCAGAGGAGAAUGACCUCAAUAAGAAUGGGCCACAGAAAGUACGCAGUCUCCUUGCUGCAGCUGAGGAAGAGCGCAAGAAAGUCUCAGCGACUUACAAAGUCAAAUCGCUACUCGACCCAGAACCUGCUACUGGGAAAGCUGCAACAGAAAAACCCAUGAUCAAGAAGACCGGCGUCGUCCAUCCAACUACCAGCUUCGACCACGUAGGAUCAGGCCCAAACACCCCUGCCGGCUCGGAUGACGAAGCGCAAUACCGCGACUUCAAAAAAGCCCAGAAUCUCAGCAUCUACAUGUCCCCAAUCGACCAGUCCGUUCCAAAUCGGGUAAUUCGCACCAUCGUCCGUGGCGAAUUCACACGGGUCCAGGAAGAAGCGAGGCAGAACAGACGGAUGAGAUUACGCACCUACCUCGUCGCUACGGAUCUCAGCGAUGAGUCCGUCUACGCGCUGGAAUGGACGAUUGGCACGAUUCUUCGCGAUGGCGACACGCUCUAUGCCGUCUAUGCCAUCGAUGAGGAAACCGCCGGGCACGGAUCUGGGAAAGGGGGGGAGCCUGAUUCCACAUCUUCGGUGCAGAUCGGCGACGGGAUUAAGGUGAUGUUGGAUACUGCUGCUGUUGUUGGGUUGCAGACGAAGAAGACAGCAGAGAACUUGACUGGGGCGUCGCCUUUGCCUUCUGCGAAUACGUCGUCAACUCAGGUUAGUGGAGGAAGCGGCGGUAACGGCGGCAGCGGCGGCGGUGGUGGUGGAGGAGGAGGUAACGGUGGAACGGACAGCAAGACCGGCUCUGUUGAUUCUCGGGCUGUGUCAAAAUUCGAGGCGGAAAGGUUUCGGGCUAUCGAGGGGAUUUCGCAGACGGUUGUGCGGUUGCUGAAGAAGACUAGGCUGCAGGUUCGGGUUGCGGUGGAGGUAAUCCAUUGUAACAGUCCGAAGCAUCUGAUUACAGAAGCUAUUGAUGGUUUGGAACCUACGCUGGUAAUUCUGGGCUCAAGAGGUCGCAGCGCUCUUAAGGGCGUCCUCCUCGGUUCCUUCUCAAACUACCUCGUUACUAAAUCCUCUGUGCCUGUGAUGGUCGCGCGGAAGAAGCUGAAGAAACAUACUAAAUUCAAACGUGCCAAUGUCCGCUUGCUGAACAAUCUUACGACGCCGAAGAAGUUGGUGUAUGCGAAGAUUGAUUGAUUGAUUCAUAGACUGGGUGUUGGCUGCUCCUUCUACCUCCUUUUCUUGUUUAUUUUACAUUAUUUUUGCUUUUUUUCUUCCCCAUCCCUGUGGCUGUUACUCAUUCCGGCUGGAUAUCUUUCAUUUCAUCACAUGCAUAAUCGGGGUUGGGUGGGUUUGGUCCAAUUUCGCUUUUUCAUACUUGUUUUUAUUAGCGUUUAUUCAUGUACCUGGCAUAACCUCUCCUCACUCCCCUAUUUUCCUCCAAGCGCUUCCUCUUUUGUUUCGUUUCUCCCUCUCGCUCUCCCCUAUCCGAUGUGAUAAAUGGAUCUGUCGGGAUAGGACAGAGAUGGGCAGAAUUGAGUUUUAUAGUGAGUUUAUGAAAGCUACAACAACUUAAGAUGCAAAAAUGCAACAAAUUACACACCAU